AUGCUCACCCUGCUCCCGCUCUUGGCCUCGAGCUUCGCGCCGCCGCCGCGCGUCCGCGUCGUGCGCGUCGCGCCGCGGCGCGCCAGCGACCUUUUGCUCAUCGGCGACGUCGGCGGCACGAACUCGCGCCUGCAGCUGCACGAGAUGGCGCGGUCCGAGGUCGCGGAAUGCGCGUUCGACGGCACGGGCUGCGCGGCGGCGGCGGCGUCGGGGAAACUCGUGAGCGAGCGGCGCUACGAGAACGCGCGCUUCGCGUCCUUCGACGCCGUCGUCGCCCAGUUCUUCCGCGACGAGGCGCUCGCGGACGCCCACCUCGCCGUCGUCUGCCUCGCCGUCGCCGGCGUCGUGAAGAACAACGCGUGCCAGCUCACGAACCGCGACGCGCUCUGGCGCAUCGACGGCGCGGCGCUCGACGCGGCGCUCCCCAAGGGCGCCGCCAAGGUCGUGCUCGUCAACGACUUCCUCGGCGCGGGCUACGGCCUGCUGAGCCUCGACCCCCGGGACAGUGUCGACCUCGCCCCCGGAGACGCGGACGGCGACGGGCCCAUGGCGUGCCUCGGCGCGGGCACGGGCCUCGGCGAGGUCUACCUGACGCCGAACCUCGGCGCCGAGGGCCUGGGCUACACGGCGUGGCCGACGGAGGGCGGCCACGUCGACCUCGCGCCGCGCGACGACGAGGAGGCGGAUCUGCUCGCCUGGCUCAAGGCGCGCGUCACGGGCGGCGGCCGCGUGAGCGUCGAGCGCGUCUGCUCCGGGCCGGGCGUCGCGCACGUCUACGCGUUCCUCGCCGAGCGGCGCGCCGCGGACCCCGGCGUCGCCGCGGAGGUCGCGGAGGCCGACGCCGUCGGCCAGGGCGCGCGCGUCAUCGGCGCGGCCGCGGCGGAGGGCCGCUGCGACGUCUGCGCGCGGGCCAUGGACAUCUUCGCGAGCCUUUUGGGCAACGAGGCGGGCAACGCGGCGCUCAAGUGGAACCCGACGUCGGGCCUCUUCCUCGCCGGCGGCGUCUGCGUCGACGAGAACAACCGGCGGCUCUUCCGCGACGACGGCCCGUUCAUGGCCGCCUACCGGGACCGCGGCCGCGUGUCGCCGUUCCUCGACGACAUCCCCGUGCGGCUCGUCACGGAGAAGGACCUCGGCCUCCGCGGCGCGAAGCUCCUCGCGACGAGCAUCCUCGCGAGCGCCAACCGCAAGGCCCCGUCCGCGGCGCUCCCGCGCGCAACAACCUGGGCGGCGCGGCGGCCGGGCGCGCUGGCGCCGCGCGCCGUGGCGGCGCGGUGCUUCUCCGUCGAGGACGUGCCCGUGCCGUCCAUGGGCGACUCCAUCACCGAGGGCACGGUGGCGGAGUGGAGCGUGGAAGUCGGCGACACCGUCGCGGUCGACGACAUCGUCGUCAUGAUCGAGACGGACAAGGUGUCCGUCGAGGUCCGCGCGCCCGUGAGCGGCGCGGUCACGGAGCUCCUCGCGGAGCUCGACGACGUCGUCGAGGUCGGCGCGCCGCUCUUCAAGAUCGACACGAGCGUCGAGGUCGCGGCGGCCGCGCCGGCCGCGGCCGCGCCGGCGGCCGCGGCGCCCGCGGCGCCCGCGGCGGAGGCGCCCGCGGCGCCGGCGCCCGCGGCGGCCCCCGUGCCCGCGCCGACGCCGGCGCCGGCGAUGCCGGAGCCGCCCAAGGCCGCGGGGAGCCGCGGCGAGACGCGCGUGAAGAUGAACCGCAUGCGGCAGCGCAUCGCCGAGCGGCUCAAGGAGGCGCAGAACACGGCCGCGUGCCUCACGACGUUCCAGGAGUGCGACAUGGGCGCCCUCAUGGAGCUCCGCAAGGCCCACAAGGACGAGUUCGAGAAGGUCCACGGCGUCAAGCUCGGCUUCAUGUCCGCGUUCGUCGCGGCUUCCACGAAAGCGUUGAUCGAGAUCCCCGCGGUCAACGCGUACAUCGACGACGACGCCAAGGAGAUCGUCUACCGCGACUACUGCGACGUGUCCGUGGCCGUGGCGUCGCCCAACGGCCUCGUCGUGCCCGUGCUGCGGAACACGGAGGCCAUGUCGUUCGCGGACGUCGAGAAGACGAUCGGCGCGUUCGGCGCGAAGGCGCGCGCGGGCGCGCUCGCGCUCGAGGACAUGGCCGGCGGCACCUUCACCAUCUCCAACGGCGGCGUCUUCGGCUCCCUCAUGGGCACGCCCAUCAUCAACCCGCCCCAGUCCGCGAUCCUCGGCAUGCACGCGACGAAGAUGCGCGCGGUCGUCGCCAAGGACGGGUCCGUCGUCGCGCGGCCGAUGAUGUACCUCGCCCUCACCUACGACCACCGCAUGAUCGACGGCCGCGAGGCCGUCACCUUCCUCAAGAGCGUCGCCAACAAGAUCGAGGACCCCGCGCGGCUCCUCCUCGACAUCUAGGGCGGGGGCUCCCCGCCAUAUGCCCCGCCGCCCCCCGCGCCCCGCCCAGCCUAUAGAAGAAUCACUGCGGAGGCGCGUAGAAUUCAGCCUG
Aureococcus anophagefferens is the source of this 2479-nucleotide messenger RNA. RefSeq lists its product as hypothetical. Gene Ontology annotation, cellular component: oxoglutarate dehydrogenase complex. The record is from RefSeq and is a predicted model, not a curated record. Gene Ontology annotation, molecular function: ATP binding; glucokinase activity; D-glucose binding. NCBI's taxonomy places the organism in Eukaryota, Pelagophyceae, Pelagomonadales, Pelagomonadaceae. Gene Ontology annotation, biological process: glycolytic process; glucose 6-phosphate metabolic process; tricarboxylic acid cycle. The coding region runs from base 1 to 2388 and encodes 795 amino acids. The transcript is spliced from 2 exons.